Miniopterus natalensis is the source of this 2992-nucleotide messenger RNA. Lineage: Eukaryota; Metazoa; Chordata; Mammalia; Chiroptera; Miniopteridae. The record is from RefSeq and is a predicted model, not a curated record.
AUCCGCACCAUGUACCUGGGGAUUCAGAGCCAGCGGCGGAAGGAACACCAGCGACGCUUCUACUGGGCUAUGAUGUAUGAAUAUGCAGAUGUCAACAUGCUGCGCCUCCUCGAGACCUUCCUGGAGAGCGCCCCCCAACUGGUGCUACAGCUCUGCAUAAUGAUCCAGAAGAACAGCGCUGAGACGCUGCCCUGUGUCUCCUCUGUGACUUCCCUGAUGUCCCUGGCUUGGGUGCUAGCCUCCUAUCACAAGCUGCUGCGGGACUCCAGGGACGACAAGAAGAGUAUGAGCUACAGAGGGGCCCUCAUCCAACUCUUCUGGCGCCUCUUCACCAUCUCAUCCAGAGUUAUCUCUUUUGCCCUCUUUGCUUCCAUCUUCCAGCUCUACUUCGGGAUCUUCGUGGUGGUUCACUGGUGCGCCAUGGCCUUCUGGAUCAUCCAUGGCGGAACAGACUUCUGCAUGUCCAAGUGGGAGGAGAUCCUCUUCAACAUGGUGGUAGGGAUUGUGUACAUUUUCUGCUGGUUUAACGUCAAGGAAGGGCGGACUCGAUAUCGAAUGUUUGCAUAUUAUACGAUAGUCUUGACCGAGAAUGCUGCCUUGACGUUCCUUUGGUAUUUUUACAGAAACCCGGAGACCACUGACUCCUAUGCGGUGCCAGCACUGUGUUGUGUCUUUAUUAGCUUUGUGGCUGGGAUCGCAUUGAUGCUCUUAUAUUAUGGUGUGCUGCAUCCCAUGGGGCCACGAGCUAAGAUCUUUGCCAGCUCCUGUUGUGCCGAGCUGCUCUGGGGCAUCCCUUUGCCCCCCGAUGUUGAGCCCAUGGCGCCUCAGACCCCUGGGUACCGGGGGACCCAGGUCACGCCUACCAGAGCCGUAACGGAACAACAGGAGGAUCUCACGGCUGACACUUGCUUGCCCGUUUUCCAAGUGAGACCCAUGGGGCCCUCCACCCCGUCGGGGCGUCCUUACCACCCAGAAGGGCCCCUCAUUAAGAUUGACAUGCCAAGAAAGAGAUACCCAGCUUGGGAUGCUCAUUUUGUAGACAGGAGGUUGAGAAGGACUAUUAACAUUCUGCAGUACGUCACCCCCACCGCAGUAGGCAUUCGGUAUCGAGACGGACCGCUCCUUUAUGAGUUGCUACAGUAUGAGUCUUCACUCUAAGAGCAUCUUGACCCAAGUUGAGAAGGGGACCUUAAGUUGGUUUGCGGUAAACACCGCUUGCAAGAAAUAUAACCCUCUCUUCCCCCAAUACACAAAAUCACAACCACCAUCACCACCACCACCACCACCACCACCUCCACCACCACUGCUAUAAAAAAAGAAAAUAAUAAGUCACGACCCCUUCAGAUAAGCUUUCUUUCCAGUUGCUGUAUGUAUACAAAGAUAUUCUCUAUGUUUUGUAAGUAAAAACAAAAAGAAGACCUUUCUUUUGUUUUUUACACAUAAGAAACAGUAUUGAAAAUCCCACACUAUUGUUCAUUGGGUGGAGAAGGAGGAGUUGUCUCCACUCCAAAAGAAAAAAAAUAAUAUUUUAUACCUUACACCAAGUGUAGAUCAUGUAUGGGAUUGGUGCUGAUUGAAAGAACAAAACAAAACAAAAUAAACACAAACAAACAAACAAACAAAAACCUUCAACUGCCUUAUGCCCUUAGGUGCUGAGUUUCAUUAAGUACUGUCACGUUUUCUCAUGCAAAACUCUCUGGUGGUUUUGGCGCCAUGAGAGGGGAAAUUAAACAAUCAAAUGAAACAAAUCUAGAAACGAAACAAAAACCAACCAACCAACAAAACACAAAGCAAUCAUUCUUCCUAUCUGAUUAUUUGUAUUGAAGAAAACAAAUUCACCAAAAGCAAAGGCAUAGAAACCCCAAUCUCUUUUCGGUUUCUCUCCCUCCUCUCCUGUCCCUGUCUCUAACUUAACAGCGCCUUCUAGGAGCCAAAUGGCCAUUUGGGACUCAAAUGGCUGGGACAGCUACUUGAAGGCUGACCUUGUGCCAUUUUAACAUUCACCUAGUGUGGAUCACAUUUGUUUCCUGGUGAAAAACAAAACAGAAUAAAACAAAAAAGCCACCCUAGUAAUUCGACAAGAACAUGAAAUUCUAAAGCAAAUUAAAGGAGAUUUCCAUCUACUUAAUCAAAGAAAAUCAGUAAUAAUAAAACUCAGCAUAGUAGCAAAAAGAACGACAUCAAUUUAAAGGCACAAUACUUAAUCAGUGACUGGCAAAAAUGAUUUAGGUCUGUCAUUUUAAGGCCGUGAAAGGUAUACAUUUAUCACAUGUGAUAUUGUGUAAGGCCUCUUCUGUUUCCAUUUGGUGGGAAGCCUUAAAUUGAUCUGGAAAGAAUUCUUCAUUUUUCAUUUGUGCUUUUUAAAAAUAUUAACACAGAGGAAAAUUAGACUAUAUAUAUAUAUAUAUAUACACACAAAAAAACAACAAACCACGUCAAAUUGUAAUAACUGACCCAUUUCAAAGACUGUUUGGUGCUUCUGUCUUUCACCAUUGUGGUUGGCUGAAACUCAUUCAGCUCACUUGGUGCAUCUGGGGUGAGUGGGCAACUUUGUGUGCGUGUGCGUGUGCUCGUGUGUGUGUGUGUGUGUGUGUGUGUGUGUGUGUGUGCCCAUAGCACACGUAUAUAUGUGUGUAUGUGUCUGCUGCAAGGUCUUGCCAGAAAUGUAGAAAACCGCACUAAGGCAGACUCUGGGUACGACGAAGGUGGAGUAGAAGGUGGCUGGUGGGGGGUGCAGGAAGGAGGGGGUGGUGCUGGAAUAUGAGCCCCUGUCUGGAUGGCGAGACUCACACCAGCAGCGUACUCUGGGUCUUAGAGGCAGUGUCGUUUGGGUGAAGAUUUAAUUAUUUUCUCAUUGUACCAAACUGAAUUUCGAGAGGUGUUACAAGUAUGUUCAACCAUUUCUUAAAUGUUAUUUUUCAAAGUAUUGCUUCUGUAAGGAAUAUUCUGUUCUAGGACAUCGUUCAAUCCCAUUGUAUCUCUACUUGAGCAC